Messenger RNA from Phytophthora sojae, 414 nucleotides. RefSeq lists its product as hypothetical. The transcript has a single exon. The coding region runs from base 1 to 414 and encodes 137 amino acids. The record is from RefSeq and is a predicted model, not a curated record. NCBI's taxonomy places the organism in Eukaryota, Oomycota, Peronosporomycetes, Peronosporales, Peronosporaceae.
AUGUCGAUCGCUUCCCUUGCUCCAGCUAACAGCAAGAAGUCAAGAACGACGGCUCUCAACUCCUUCAACGCGUUCCUCGAAUGUGAGAACGUAACAACCGACGCCGCUCAUAAGCUUAUUGGCGCCGACAAGACCGGUAAGGUGCUGAAAAUCAUGUUAGAUAAGUAUGCAUACUCCCUAGCUAGAUCGACAGACAAAGUGUUAUCAACAAAUACGUGUCUUGCGUAUUUCGGAAACGUGAAAAACUGGUUGCUGGAUAAGUAUCCACAACAGGGAGCAAUCGUGAAACCACAGCUGCAAAAAAUCCUGUCUGGGCUUGGAAAGUAUUGCAGCAACCGCGAGGACGGUGCGCUGGAAAAGAUGGCCACACCGUGUUCCAAACAAGAUCUAGAAAAUAUAGUUCGACUGCUGUAA